This is a messenger RNA of Rhagoletis pomonella (apple maggot), 3339 nucleotides long. RefSeq names its product oxysterol-binding protein 1 (gene Osbp). NCBI's taxonomy places the organism in Eukaryota, Metazoa, Arthropoda, Insecta, Diptera, Tephritidae. Gene Ontology annotation, cellular component: membrane; intracellular membrane-bounded organelle; cytosol. The transcript is spliced from 2 exons. Bases 583 to 2976 code for a protein of 797 amino acids. The record is from RefSeq and is a predicted model, not a curated record. Gene Ontology annotation, molecular function: sterol binding.
UUUUAACGGUAAACUUAAAAAAAAAAUCAAAUCGUAUUGUUCUAUGCUAAAAUAUUACCCCUAAACAGAAUGUUGGCAACACAGGUGUAUCAUAUUUAUUGGCAUCACUGACCCCCACCAAAUCGACGUCACUUUGUGUCAAAUUCUCAUUUUUUUUCUAUGCCUGGUGAGAUUUUUCAAUUUUCGCAUUGAAAAAUUGAAAUUUCGUGCAUUUUAGCAGCAUAUAAACGUGAAUCGUGAAGUUCUAAUGCAAUAAAAGAAUAAUCAGAGUAUCGACGACAACGGGGUAAAUUGAAGUGCAUCUGUAAAACAGUGAAAAAGUUCAUUAGUACGUGGCGUUAAAUGCUGUGCUAAUUUCUUGUUCCUAUCUUUCCACUUUUCUUGAUUUUCAUAUAUAUUAUUGUGUGUACAAUUGAUUGUGUGACGAACUUUACACAUUGAUUUGUUUUGGGUGCUGGCGGUGGUGGCGGCUACGGUAUUUGUCAAUUAAUAAUUUGCGGUGCGCAAACCAAAAAAAAAGUUUUGCAAGGUCCGGUCGGAUCUUUGGAAAAGACAAGGGAGACGGAAACUACCCCCUCAGCAAUGUCGGAUAUGGUUCUGAAUAAACCUACUCCGGAACGGAGUUCGACUGGCAGUAAAGAUCCCGAAAUGAAGGGUUGGCUCAUGAAGUGGACCAACUAUAUUAAAGGCUACCAACGGCGUUGGUUUGUUCUAUCUCGUGGAGUUUUGAGCUACUAUCGAAAUCAAGCAGAAAUGAACCACACAUGCCGCGGAACUAUAUCGCUUCAUGGUGCUCUCAUACACACAGUAGAUUCGUGCACAUUUGUUAUCUCAAAUGGAGGUACCCAAACCUUUCACAUAAAAGCUGCCAAUGAGGUAGAACGACAGUCUUGGGUGACAGCACUGGAGUUGGCCAAGGCGAAAGCCAUUCGAACUAUGGAAACGGAAGAAGAGGAGGAAGUUCAGACGGCACAUGUUGUACCCAGUCAAGAAAUCCACACAGUAAUUGCCGACCUAAGUGGUCGUUUGGAGAGCUUGCGCACCUGUUACGAUUUAAUCACUAAACAUGGUGUAGCAUUACAGAGAGCGCUCACUGAGUUAGAAUCGAAUGAUGAAGAGUCUCUUGCCAGUCGCACAAAGAUAGUUAAUGAGCGCGCUACACUUUUCCGUAUUACAUGCAAUGCGAUGAUUAAUGCAUGUAAUGAUUACCUGCGCAGCGCUGAGUCGCAAGGCUAUAAAUGGUCAAAAAUGGUUGAGCACGAGAGAGAGCAACGACAACGUUUGGAAGAAAUGGUAGAGAUGUUAGCCAAGCAACAAACUCGCCUUGAGCAAGCCGCACACACAGCCGCGCACCAAAACAAAUCAUUGGCAAUAGCAAACGAAAGUACUGCCUCGCUGAAUGCAGUUACAUCUGACGACGAAAACGAAUUUUUCGACGCGGAAGAGAACAACGGAGUGUUUGGAGAAAACUUGCCGAAGGAAGCUUCCGAAUUUGUAAUGACAUUGCCCUCGAAUACAGGCAACCACAAAGGCGUCGAUGUCGAGGACGGAUCUUUUGUUAUGAAACUCCAAAAGACUCGCUCUAAUUCCGAAGAGCAAGCACAUCAUAGUAGCUCAUCGGAAAAUGAAGAGCAAAAGCAAAACGAAUCCGAACCUCAGCAAGUGGUUGUAAUUAGCAAAAAAAGUAACACAUCCUCCGAACAAAGCAGUUCAAAUCACAAAUAUGGAAAUCCGAAAACCCAAAAGAGCCUACAACUUUCGAAAACUACUAGACAACGACGUACUCGCGUGCCAGAUAAACCAAAUUAUCCGCUAAAUUUGUGGUCAAUAAUGAAAAAUUGCAUCGGCAAGGAGCUGUCUAAAAUACCGAUGCCAGUUAAUUUCAAUGAACCACUCUCAAUGUUGCAAAGGCUUACGGAAGAUUACGAGUAUGCAGAUUUGUUGGAUGCAGCUGCACGUUGCACUGACGAAUGUGAACAAUUGGCGUACGUGGCAGCCUUCACCAUAACUAGCUACGCAACAACAGCAAAUCGCACUGGUAAACCUUUCAAUCCGCUUUUGGGUGAAACCUACGAAUGCGAUCGUAUGGAUGAUCUUGGAUGGCGUGUAGUGGCUGAACAAGUAUCACAUCAUCCUCCAAUGGCUGCGUUACACUGCGAGGGCCGCGAGUGGGCCUGCUGGCAGGAGUUCACCAUGACAAGCAAGUUUCGCGGCAAAUAUUUGCAGGUUAUUCCUCUUGGUAGUGCAUUCGUGAAUUUCCCCGCAACUGGCCACAAAUAUACAUGGCGUAAAGUGACAACGACUGUGAAUAAUAUUAUCGUCGGGAAAUUGUGGGUCGAUCAACAUGGCGAUAUGGAGAUCAGGGGAAUUAAUGCAGCAUCAGGCCUUGUAUGCCAUCUAAAAUAUAUUCCCUAUUCGUAUUUCUCACGCGAACAACAGCGCCGCGUUAAGGGCGUAAUCAUGAAUCGAAAUAAAGAAGUUAAAUGGGUGCUGCGUGGCACUUGGGAUUCUUCCAUUGAAAUUGCGCCCGUUCUUUCCACUUCUGGCACCGUUGAUAGUCCAGUUUACCAAACCAAUGGCUACAAAACAGUGUGGACGCGCCGAGAGUCGCCACCAGAUAAUGAAAAGUUCUAUAACUUUACUACAUUGGCAGCCCAAUUGAAUGAACCAGAAGAGGGCGUUGCUCCAACCGACUCCCGUUUACGGCCCGAUCAGCGUUUGAUGGAAGAAGGUCGAUGGGACGAGAGUAAUCGUGAGAAAUUGCGUCUAGAGGAGAAACAACGCAGAAAGCGGCGAGAACGCGAAGCGGAAGCUGAGGCCGCAGCGAAUGAGGGGCGGCCAUAUCCCCCAUAUGAACCGAUUUGGUUUAGACGCGAAAAGGAAGAGGGAAGCGAUAAUUUGGUGCAUGUUUUCAACGAAAGCUAUUGGCAGCACAAGCGUGACCAAGACUGGUCUAUGUGUCCUGAUAUAUUCUAAAUGCAAUUAACAUUUUUAAGAAAGGCAAAACAGCAAAAACCCUUACCGCAUAUUUGAAAAGCUGAUGAUUAAUUGCGAAAGUUAAAGUUAAAAUUAAUUAUUAAAACAAAAGUAAAGAAAGCAAAAUAAAAGUUUUUCAAGUAAAUACAAAGUCCAAAUAAAGAAAUACGAAAAAUUACUCACACGAAUACUUUUACAUGCAGAAAAAAAAGAGCAGAGAAUGCAAAAUUACACCAUGAAAAUAAUCAUAAAGAAAUUGAAGUUGAUGCCCUUUUACAUGAAAAGAAUUGUGCUGUAUAAGUAAAUUAUUAAAAAUAUUAAUUUUAAAGGAAAAAUACUAUUAAAUUUCUUAAAGGACUUUAA